UUCAAGAAAAGAAGAAAAGUUUUAUUCUCAAAUUCGCAACGAUAUAUUGUCCAAAAAGCUUAAUCAUCAAAUAAUUAGCCAGAGGAUAAGAGAAAAUGAGAAUUCAACAAAAAGAAAAGAAAAUAAAGUUUUGUGUUUUUGCAACUUCUGUUGUACUAAAUCUUUGGAUAAGAGAAAGCAGAUAUCGGAGACAAAAUGCAUCUUUGAUUGUUUCUAUUGUGUUAAAUCUGAAAGUCGUCAGAAUUCAUUGUUUAAGAAGAGAAAAGGAUCUUUUUGUGGGCAAAUUAAGGAGCAACCAAAAGUUGGGAAUCACCUUACAACCAUAAUGCAUACCUUAUCAUUAAAAUCAGAAUAUGAAGACAUGGUCAUAUCUCAAGCAGAAGAGGCUCUUCCAGUUGCAAAUGAAAACGAUGCAAUGCAAAUUUUUACAUACAAAGAAAUUGCUACAGCAACAAAAAACUUCAGUGAAGAUUGCAUUCUAGGCUCCGAUGAGUGUGGAAGAGUAUACAAAGGAGAACUACAAGAAGUAAAUGAGAUUGUAGCUAUUAAACAACUUCAGAGGAAUGGAAAUCAAGGGGAAAAUGAAUUCUUUGGUGAUGUAGUGAAGCUCAGUUUCCUUCAUCAUCCCAAUCUUGUAAAACUGCUUGGAUAUUGCUCUGAAGAAGAUCAAAUAAGUCUAGUGUACGAGUAUAUCCCCUUCGGCUCAUUACAAAAUCACCUUUUUGGUAUAUUUGUCAAAUAA
This is a messenger RNA of Phalaenopsis equestris, 742 nucleotides long. RefSeq names its product probable serine/threonine-protein kinase PBL25. The transcript is spliced from 4 exons. Gene Ontology annotation, molecular function: ATP binding; protein kinase activity. Gene Ontology annotation, biological process: protein phosphorylation. The record is from RefSeq and is a predicted model, not a curated record. The coding region runs from base 326 to 742 and encodes 138 amino acids. Lineage: Eukaryota; Viridiplantae; Streptophyta; Magnoliopsida; Asparagales; Orchidaceae.